AUGGUCUUCCGCCGAGUCGUCAUUGGUACAGCGGGCUUUAUCAUUUGCUGGCUUGCAGCCAUGGAGAUUAGCCUAGGACUACAGUGUAUCCCAAUUGAAAGAUCAUGGAACUCGGAUGUUAAGGGAAAGUGUAUAAAUUUGGCAGCAUUCUCCUACUUCGCUAACAUUACAAACCUGAUCACCGACAUAUGGGUGUUCCUCCUUCCCCUGCCGAUUAUCUUCGGAUUACACGCCACUCGAAAGCGAAAAUUUGAACUUGCGGGUAUUUUUACCAUUGGUCUAUUCACGUGUGCCAUUACACUUGCCCGGUUGAUCGUCCUGGUCUUACAAGAGUCGCCAGACCUCACCUGUACAUCCAAGUAA
Messenger RNA from Penicillium paradoxum, 363 nucleotides. RefSeq lists its product as uncharacterized. NCBI's taxonomy places the organism in Eukaryota, Fungi, Ascomycota, Eurotiomycetes, Eurotiales, Aspergillaceae. The transcript is spliced from 2 exons. Bases 1 to 363 code for a protein of 120 amino acids. The record is from RefSeq and is a predicted model, not a curated record.